AGCAAAUGAGCAGAAGGUGACUCACGCAGAAGACGAUUUGUUAAAACUUAAGACGACGGAGGAUAGUGUCCGCAAUAGCAGUUACUCUGACAAGCCUGACCCAGGUUCAACACCAACAACAGAAAACGCAACAACAAGAGAAUGUACCGGGAGUCGUGCUUUUUACACUUUGAAGACCUGUCAGCCAGUUCGCGUGUGUCAACGAGGAUUCAACUAUUGCAUACCGAAAAGAUAGCGAUAUGAUUUCUAACAGGGCUGUUUUUGUUUCUAACGAACCGAUAAAGCCAUUGAAACUAUUUGAGCUAAACAUUGACAAAAUUAAAGUACAGGAAAUUUCCUCAAUGGAACUAGGUGUUUGUAUGUACAACGAAUUUCCAGAAGGUACAUUUUAUGCUGGAAAGAAAUAUGGCCAAGGAAGAGGAUUCUGGUUUUUAAGUGAAAACAAGCUGUGUAAAGAUUUUGCAAGUAUUGGUGGCGGUUAUAAACUUAACCUAUGCAAUAUACGUGUUAAUGACAGAGUAGGGUUUGUCAAAUAUCCAGACGGAACUAUGGGUUUUCUGUAUAACGGGCAAUACCAGGGAAUUGCUUUCCGCAAUAUACCAGAAGGUGUUUAUGGAUUGGUUGCUAUAACUGGAAAAUGUGUGAAAGUAUCAAUAUCUGAUAAUUCUGGGAUUAGCAUUCAAGAAGAAACAUCAGUUCAUACAUUUAAUGAGCCAAUGGAGUCAUUUUCUGUUAGGACAGCCGAUGCCAAAUCGGUAAGGUUUUCACGAUUACGUCAGCCAUAUGGACUCGACUUUAUAAACGAAGAAACACACAAGGAAAUGAAAGAUGUGUACAAAGAAACAGAGAUUUCAGAUGAAACAAAGAAAAAAGAGCAUAUUGAAUCGGAAAAUAAGUUUAAUCCUAUUGUUAAUGCUGGACUACAAGCCAGAAAUGAUGGAUACUCAACUGAAAGCAACCUGCGGACAGUCAUUAAAUUGGCUUUGAAUCUGUACAAUAUCCAUAGUAACUCAAUCACCCGCAUUGACUCAAUCUCAAAGGUUCCAAUACAAGGUAUAGCAAAUCUUGUCAAAAUAUUUGGUGACACGUUGAACAUUCUUCAACGGAAUAAUCCACCACCGGAGGCAACAAACAUUUUGCCUAACCGACUGAAACAAAUAUUCGAUGUAGUGAGGCCAUGCUUUGAUAAUAUUCAAGACAUGAGUGGGAUUGUUUGGACUGGAAGCACAAGUGAGGGUUUUGCAAUACCAGAUAACAGUGACCCUGACACACCUUACAUAGACCAGGAAAUGGACCUUAUGAUUCCUCUCGCCAUGGCCACUGAAGGUUCCCAAAAGGGUCCUUCAGAUAUGGUUGCGAUGCAAAGUUGCAAAGCCAAUGAAAAAGACAUUUUUAAGAGGGAAUAUGUGGUAACAGAACUAGAAAAUAUUGGAAAGCGUCAACUGUCUAAAGAUUUCCCAUCCUUUAUUUGGAUUCCUUCAAGCAAUGCUGGUUAUGUAUUCAUCAUUGUUCCAGAAAGUAUGCAAUCUUGCAUUAGUGAAGAUUUCACCAAACACGUAUGCGCACGUUCGCACGAAACUAGUAAUCUGUUUUUAACGCGUUCAAAGCUACUUGCUAUUCAAGAGGAGUACACUAGAGGGCGACUUUCAGCCGUACAGUCUGAUAUUACCAGUGAGAGAAACAAUAUAGACGGUCAGUUUCAAGGUCAAUUGAAGCUUGUUCAAGAGGGACCCGUGCAGACAAUUUCGGUUAAUUAUCAGUUACAAGAAAUUGGUGGCUCUCUAUUAGAGUUCGAUCAAACCGUUGAUGUUGCUAUUGCUCUGAAAGGAGUCGAUUGGCCAACAAUCGCCAACCCCUGGAUAUCAAGAGAGCGAAACUGGCCUGAAAAGACAAUUGUGAAUAAGAUUAUUGAAGGAGGUUAUCACAUUGUUCCCAAAUAUCAUCCCGGUGGUAAUGGUAUCGACCUGGAAUGGCGAUUGUCUUUUUCCGUAGCUGAACGCACAUUAGCUCACACCUUUACAGAUAAUCAACGAAAGUGCUACAUGGUUUUCAAAAAACUAUGGAGAACGUACUUAAAGGUUCCAAAGGUUGUUUCGUCCUACCAUAUCAAGACCACUAUGUUUUGGCUGUGCGAGAGAGCAUCUUCAAGUUUAUGGAAGGAUUCUGAUUUAGGUUACAGAUAUCUGGAUCUUCAAAAUUUUCUCAUCUUCUUUUUACAAAGAAGAAAUGUACCAAAUUUCUUCAUUCCUGAGAACAAUAUGUUAAGUAAUGUAGAUCCAACUGAUAUAGAUGUAGUUUUAGCAAAAGCCCAGGACAUUCGGCGUCACCAAUUUGAACAUCAUAAAAGUCUCGUUACGCCAUCAUCGGCUUUUCAUUUUGCUUAGUACCAACAAGUAACCACACGCCACAGGUCUUGCUCUGUAAGUUAAGACUACAAAAACAAAACUUGCAUUUUUAUUUCAUUCAAAUAGACGACAUUAUUAUUAUUAUUAUUAUUAUUAUUAUUAUUAUUAUUGUUAUUAUUAUUAUUAUUAUUAUUAUUAUUAUUAUUAUUAUUAUUACAUUAUGGUUCUUAAGCAAUUUACAAUAUACCUUAUUAGGCCUAAGUAAAAAUUCAAUAAAAAAUUAUAUUUAUUUAAAUAUCGGUGUUAGGUUGAUUACUUUAGUGAAGAAAAGAACUACUUUGAAGGAGAAAAUAAUAUGCAUAACUAAUUUCGCCAAGAAGUAAUAAUUAAAGAAAUUUGAAUUGGGAUUGAUCCAUUAUUCUAAAGCCGAUAUAAAAAAUACGAAAUAUAUAGGCCUAACCUCCAUUUCAAAUUGUCUAUUUUACGUUAAUAGCAAGAUGCAUUGUACAUUUUAUUUGCAUUCAGCAUACCGUAAUUAUUGAAAAAUUAUCUAAGCCGUUUAGUUAAAUACGCUUUUUAACAUUAAAUCUGUUUUCACUAAUUUAAAGACGUAUACAAAUAAUUAAAUUGAUUACCAUCCGAUAAAAAGAGUCUAUAUAAAAUAAAUAGGCUUAAGUGUUUGUGUAUAUUAAAUGUUAAGUAGUUCACAUAAUGAAUAUUAUUUUACAAGUUUCUUUAGCUCAUCACAAAAAGCAGGUGUUUAAAUACUAUAUUGUACAUAAAUGACAAAAUGUCGAUGUAAACUUUAUAUAGGUUUUAAGAGAUUGUUGAAGUAAGCUAGUGUAUUCAUACACAAUUAUAACUCAGUUAUUUUGUCGAUUAUGUGAUAAUUAUCUAUGUUGUAUUUUGUGUAUAAGUACACCCUCUAUAUGGUUAUCAUCUGGAAAGAGGUAAACAUCCAACGAAGGUAACCGCUACCAUUAUUUCUUUGUACCGUACUCCACAAGGAAGAAUUUUAAUAGCGGCUAGUAAAUAUAACAUUUAAAUUUAUAAAUAGGCCUACUUACAAAAAAAUUUACUAUGCAGAUUAAUUGUUGUAGUUUAAUGUUAAAUGUUAUUAGAAGUAUUUUUUUUUCCUUUUGGAAAAAAAAAAGAAUUCUUAAUCUGAAUCUGGAUGUCAGUGGCGUAUAUAGGGGAUGACACCCCC
Molecule: messenger RNA, 3552 nt
Organism: Anneissia japonica
Lineage: Eukaryota; Metazoa; Echinodermata; Crinoidea; Comatulida; Comatulidae
Exons: 9
Coding region: 240-2384 (714 amino acids)
Source: RefSeq, a predicted model, not a curated record